CUCGAGCUUACUAGCUAGGCGGAGUAGAGUCCGUCGCACUCAACGCUCUGUUUCACACACGCACGCACCCAUCUGAAAGCACGGCGCGACCAAACGCAUCGACCUUUGGUUUGCCCGCGUCUCGUCGCCAUCUUUGUACUACGCCAAUGGCUCUCCGCUGCCUAGCUGCUGCCGCAGUACAGCUUGAUCGUUGCCCGUAACCUCCCGUGGCUCCGAUCCCGUCUCCGGCGCGGCGCGCGGCUCGGCGUUGAGACAGUUUGCCGCCUCAUGUCCCGGGAGCUGGAGCUGCUGCUGUUUUUGCUGGCCCUACGGGCGAGCGGCGAGGUCGUCGCGGGUUCGGCGGAGGCAGCGGCAGCGGCAGCGGCGUGGCCCGCGCUGCAGGUGGGGUUCUACCAUGCCAAGUGCCCUGUCGCGGAGGACGUCGUGCUGGGCGAGAUGAGGAUGAUCCUCGAGGAGGAUCCCACGCUCGCGCCGUCUCUGCUCCGGAUGCACUACCACGACUGCUUCGUCCAGGGGUGUGACGGAUCGAUCAUGCUGAGGUCGAGGAGCGGGAAGGGGGAGAGGGACGCGACGCCCAACCGGAGCAUGCGGGGCUACGACGCCAUCAAUCGGAUCAAGGCGAGGCUGGAGACCGUCUGCCCGCUCACCGUCUCCUGCGCCGACAUCAUCGCCAUGGCGGCGAGAGACGCCGUCUACCUGAGCAAGGGGCCGUGGUACGACGUGGAGACCGGGAGGAGGGACGGCGACGUGAGCGUGGCCGAGUACGCCGAGAACGACCUGGCGCCGCCGGACUCCAACAUCGUCGACGUCAAGACCUUCUUCAGCGUCAAGUCUCUCAACGCCAAGGACAUCGCCGUGCUCUUCGGAUGCCACAGCAUCGGGACGUCGCACUGCGGGGCGUUCCAGAAGCGGCUGUACAACUUCACCGGAAGGAUGGACCAGGACCCGUCGCUGGACGCCGGCUACGCGGCGAAGCUCAAGAAGCUCUGCCCGCCGGGGCACGGCCACGACCACGACCACGACGGCCAUGGCGGCGCCGGCGGCGCGGCCAAGGUGCCCAUGGACCCCGGCAGCGGCUUCACAUUCGACCUGAGCUACUACCGGCACGUGCUCGCCACGGGCGGCCUGUUCCAGUCGGACGGCAGCCUCCGCGACGACCCCGUCACGAGGGGCUACGUCGAGAAGCUCGCCAACGCGUCGUCGUCGGAGGAGUACUUCGCCGACUUCGCGGCGGCGAUGGUCAAGAUGGGCCGCACCGACGUGCUCACCGGCGAUCUCGGGGCGGUCAGGCCGACGUGUGACAGCCUCGUCGACUAGUUUAUUCGGCGUCCCGCCACAUUUGUGAUCUGUAGAAUUUUAUAUGGUUUUCUCUGUAACAUAUAUGUAAUUUCGAUUUAGAUUAGGGAAAGGUUGAGACUUGAGAGAAGUUGCAGUUUCUACGCUUUUGAGGAGACUGAUUGGAACAGCGUAUGAAUCUAGAGUUAAACACUUGUCAGUUGUCAAACUACUACAAACUAAUGAAUCUGUACAGAUGGGCUUGAUGACGAA
Messenger RNA from Oryza sativa Japonica Group (Japanese rice), 1548 nucleotides. Its product is annotated as peroxidase 1-like. Gene Ontology annotation, molecular function: heme binding; peroxidase activity. NCBI's taxonomy places the organism in Eukaryota, Viridiplantae, Streptophyta, Magnoliopsida, Poales, Poaceae. Gene Ontology annotation, cellular component: plasmodesma; plant-type cell wall. The record is from RefSeq and is a predicted model, not a curated record. Gene Ontology annotation, biological process: hydrogen peroxide catabolic process; response to oxidative stress.